UUCGUCAUAACAAUGCAUUUCAAGGAACAUACACGCGCCAAGGAAUGUUUCCUGUCGUUGUGUUGCUAACGUUACCUUUUUCUCUAACGGUUAACGGUAUUUUCUGCUCUGGUAAACGCUGCCGUUGACACACAGGGCAUAUUUCAUUUUUUUGAAAAGUAACGGUUAACCUAUGCAGCAGUUGGAGUGUUAGCUGACAGGCGUUAGCAAGCUACUCGCAGCUCCGUCCGACACAAAACAACAGUGGAUUUAUAUUCAGGUUAUGUUGGUUUCUACCGGUGAUGGUUAUCGGUUACCGUGCAAGGAUAACUUAAUGGGACACGACAUAUCGGAGGCUGAAGCAGCUGCCAUCCCCUCUUCUCUCCGAGCAAGCAAACUAAGCUAAGAAAGGUUAAGACAAUCAGAGGCAACAUUCAAGUGCCUCCACUGUACAGUUUGCUUUCCCAGAGCGUGACUUGUCUGCACGACGUCACCAAUGCGACCAUGGGAAAUAGCAGUAAAUAGGCUGCCACCAACAGCCCCCUUAAACCCUAGGAGGUUCCUUGGAGAGCCCUGCAGUGCCCCCGUGCAUCUCCGGAGAAGCCCACCAGUGAGACGCCAGUGGGGGAGACGAGACAGGCCUAUAUUGCACACUUCUCUGGUCCAUGAUGAGAACUUCCAUCAUCUGCUUUUCUCCCAACAUCACCAACAGGUUCCUUUAGAUGAGUCCAGACAAUACAGCCACACCAGCACACCUCCACGCAUGCUUCACCCUGCUGCCCACCUGCCCCAGCAGAGCCCCAUCAUGGUGGACCUACAUGACCAGAUGCACCAGGGAUCCGUUCCAAUUUCAUACACUGUUACGACGGUGACGACCCAUGGAUUUCCCAUCCACACCGGGCAGCCCCUUCCAGGGUGCAACACUCAGCAGCUCCCAGCAUGCUCGGUAAUGUUCAGCGGACAGCUCUCUCUGCUCUGCUGCCUUCCUCCUCCUCUCAUACAGGCAUGUACCAUGCAGCAUAUGCCCGUGUCUUAUCAAACCUAUCCACCCCUGAUCUCCAGCGAACAUUUUGUAUUGCACCCAACCCCAUCUGUACCCCCCCAUCAGCCGCCGCACCUUACUCCUUUGAGCCAGUUUGUCCCUUUACAGCCUCAGCACCCACGCAUGCCUCUACAGAGGGUAGACAAUGAAGUUGACCUAAGAGGGGACCAGCACCCAUUAAGGACCUUCUCCUACCCUCCCUCACACCACCCACCAGCGUUGCCUCCCUCUCUGCCCCUACAGUAUCUUCCUCAAGAGCCUCUGCAUCAGGAGCUUCCCUUUGGAGUGCCAUACCCCCACCUGCUGCCCCGGAGAGUGAGUGGACAGAGAUACCGGCUGCAACAACCCAUCCCCCCUCCUCCUCCCCCUCCAUCUUACUACCCAGGCUUCCUCCCUUACUUCCUGUCAAUGCUUCCUGUGCCUCCAACAGCAGUGGGCCCAGCCAUCAGUCUAGACCUGGAUGUGGACGAUGUUGAGAUGGAAAACUAUGAGGCGAGUGUUAUGGCAUUACUGAAUCUGGCGGAGCGGUUGGGUGAAGCGAAACCGCGCGGACUUACUAAAGCUGAUAUAGAGCAACUUCCGUCCUACAGAUUCAACUCAGAGAAUCAUCUAUCUGAGCAAACGCUGUGUGUUGUGUGCUUUAGUGACUUUGAGUGUAGGCAGCUACUUCGGGUAUUACCUUGUAACCACGAAUUCCACGCAAAGUGUGUGGAUAAAUGGUUAAAGACCAAUCGCACUUGUCCUAUCUGUCGAGCCGAUGCCUCGGACGUCCACCGGGAGGCGGAGUGAGAACUGUCUCCGAGUGCUGAACUGGAAAGCUGCACACACCAGAGUCUGUCCCAGAACUGGGGACACCUGCCACCUACCCUGCGUCCUCCAGUAAAUAUAGCUUACCAACCCACGACUCAUGUCCCUUCCUAAAUAAUAAGCAAUCCAGGAUUUUCUUCUGGAGCCUGUUGUACCUCUGCUGUGCUUCAUCGUCCGAGUCUCAUGAAACCCACUGCCUAUCGCAGCCUAUAGCCAGAGUUCUGGGAUCGCCAGCCAGUUCUUUCUCUGCCCCCUCGUUGCAGAUUCCAAAGAUUCCCCCCUACAAUGCAUUAUUUGCUGCUUUUGUUUACAGGGUUUCAUUAUUAUUUAGUGGAUUUGGUUGUGGUGUUCAUGGAAAGUUGGAAGUCCUAGCAUUGGAAGAGGUGAGUCGGGAGCCCGGAGGAUGAUAGGCUGGACACCUUGUGCAAUUAGCAGAAAAAUAAUAGAAAACACUUCAACAUGGGUAUCUGUGUCUGGAGGCGACGCCUGACCAUCAUAGAUGCAUGUUUGUGUAGGUGUUGGGCAAAGUGACUUGUUAAUAAUGUAUGUUCUGCAAUAAUGUAUUGAUCAUUUCAACAGUUAUACCCCUUAUUUGUUUUAGAUUUGCCAAUUAUUUUGUGAAAGUGUGACUUGCUGUGGUGAAAUGCAGAUUCUGUUAAGCCUGGCGUUAUGGACCGCAAGUGAUGGGACAUGCAACUGUGGGGUCUCUUCUAGCCCAGAUUUUCCACCCUGGAACACAGAUCUGUACAAAGCAGUCAAGAUUAAUGGGCUGCGUCUUUUUGAGGUCAUCCGGCAUAACUGCACAAGUGCUACAUCCACCCUCCACGUCAGCAUUGUUCCUCUGGCAAGUGUGAAUGCGUGUGUACAUAUAGUGUGCGUGUGUAUGUUUGUCCUGUUCACAGAGCCAAUGCAUUGUGUAACCACUGGAUACAGGGCAGCAUGCUAGGAUUUGCAUGAACUGUUGAUUCAGACUAGCAAUAUUUUAAUCAAGCAUUGCCACCAAAAUUGUCUAAUUUUAAGAAAAAGACGAAACAAAGAAGCAUACUAAAAGAACUGCUUGCUUAUUCAGAAAGCGCCAUGAGGGAAGACUAGCAUGUGGUACCACCCUGACUGCGAGUAAGGAUGGGAGUCCGAAGGCUUUGCUGAUGCCAUAAAACUCUGGAGGCCUGUGCAGAAAGCAAUAUGUGCAGUGAGUGGCGAGUAUCAAAUGAACUUUCUUCCCCUUUAGGAAGACCGGGCUUUUUAUUUCAUUGUUUGUGAGCCAAAUCCAAUACACAGCUAUAGCCUACUGUUCAAGAUUUCAGAUCUGCCUUCUUAUGACCUUGACAAGCACAAACCUAUUACUAAUCCUGAAAAUACUUUGUCAUUUCCACUUGUUUUAAAAGUAUGCCGUUUAAAAAAAAAAAAAGGUUUAUUUAUUGUUUUUUUCUUCUGGAGAAAAAACAUUGAAGGAAAGAGUUGGAGCACUAACAUAUCUGUAAUGUAUGUGUUAUAACUUGGUCAGGUCAUUAUCUAAGGCCAUGGUGAUGGUGUUGUAAAAGAGCAACUGUAUGUAUAGCUUCAGUGUGAAUGCUUUUAGAUAAACGUUUGAAGACAGAAGAAUGUUGAAAACCCUUGUAGAAGUCACUGGUGACACUCCACGUUACGCCAACUGUGCACCCCACAGGGUUGAAAAGGACAAAGCGGGAGUGUUUAGGAGUGUAGAAACACUGUUAGACUUCUAGUUCCCUGCUUGUGUUCACACUUUAAAAAAACAGGAAACGUUUGGGGUGGGAGGGAAAAGAGCAGCGAAUGGACUUUUGCUUUGGAUUCACUCUUUGUCUCUUAACUGCCCCAGUAAGCACUAACAGGUGGUUGUAACCUUUUGCUUUUAUGUGUAAAGGGAUCUUGCCUUUUUCUUUACUUAUGUUUCCAAAUUGAAUGUGAGUCUUUGACGUGUGUGCCACUUUCAAGAGAAAAAAAAAGAAGCCAUUUAAUGAGUUAAACCCACAGCUUUGAGAAUUAACCUAUGUGUACAUAUCUAUUUGCUGGCAUAUAUUGUAAGUUAAAAAAAAAAACUCUCAGGGCCUCUCGGUAUAUAAAAAAUAAAGGAGAACAGUCCAUUUCAAAUGAAAAGGAUGCCAUGAAAAGGGUAUAUCUGAAUUUAGUGUGGUCCCCUUCCUCAGACUACAAAUAAUUUAAUGUAAUCAAUUAUAAUAUUCUGUUUUGUCGGAAAAUAGUAGAUAUUACAUCAUUUAAAGACAGGCAUGCGAGAAAAAAAUCAGUAAAUAUGUUAUUAAUAUUAACUGAAAACACGCAAUGUACACUGCAACUCAUUACAAGUGUAUUAUUCAAAACAGUUUGACUUUUGUUACUCAAACCAUAUGUUAAACAUAGCGGUUGUGAACCCAUUUGUUAACGUGCCGCUGUGCACACUAUCCUACCUAAUUCACUCCCAAAUCUACUUCAGAGGUGUUUUGCAUGACUUAAAAAAAGUAUAACAAAUGUGUUAUAGCGGAGGAUAUUUGCAAAAUCUGGUGGGGACCUAUUUAACGGUGCACAAUAUGCAUGCUUGUCAACGGGAUCCCAGCUGAUUUUUAGCUCUAGUUGGCUUUGGGUUCUGGGGGUUUGGAUCUUAACGCUCAGCUGAUAACUGCCAUGCAUUGUACUGCACACAUUUGUAAUAGAACUGAAUGACUACAAGAUUUUAUUGCGCUUCAUUUUAUAGAAGAAAAAAAAACUGGUCUUGAAUCCAGAAAUUCUUCCAUACCUUGUGUUACUGUUAUUGCCCUAAUGACUGAAGAUGACAUGCUCUGAAACUACUGUAGUUUAUCAAAAGCCAUAGUGAAAAGGUGCUAGAUGUUCUGCUUUUAGGUAUGAAAACUCACCCGCGUGAAUGCAAUAGUGUGUCAUGGAUCCCAUGUAUUCUUAAAGCAUGUUAUACUAAUACCCCUAAACAAUGUCAGUGAAAAUCAAUAUAGUUUAAGGGAUUUA
Messenger RNA from Notothenia coriiceps (black rockcod), 4801 nucleotides. It is a transcript of the gene rnf44, whose product is annotated as ring finger protein 44. Gene Ontology annotation, molecular function: ubiquitin protein ligase activity. Bases 476 to 1810 code for a protein of 444 amino acids. The record is from RefSeq and is a predicted model, not a curated record. The transcript is spliced from 11 exons. Gene Ontology annotation, biological process: protein ubiquitination. Lineage: Eukaryota; Metazoa; Chordata; Actinopteri; Perciformes; Nototheniidae.